Messenger RNA from Mytilinidion resinicola, 769 nucleotides. RefSeq lists its product as uncharacterized. Bases 343 to 684 code for a protein of 113 amino acids. The record is from RefSeq and is a predicted model, not a curated record. The transcript has a single exon. NCBI's taxonomy places the organism in Eukaryota, Fungi, Ascomycota, Dothideomycetes, Mytilinidiales, Mytilinidiaceae.
AAGCCCUUCACUUUGGGCUACGUGGAAACUCGCUGAAGCACCCCAAUCAGUGGCAGACAGGUGUACACACGAGCCAGCUUGUUUCUAGAAUUAGAGUGCCACGAGUGCCACCGUUUUCAUGCCUCACGUGCUUGUCGACCUGCAGUUAAAACCUCAAUCAAAUCACGUGCUAGCACGUCUCCUGUUUGCACCUCCCUAGGUAGACAGCAUCAACGAACUAACUAUAUAAUUGACGGCCUCGCCCUCUCCUCCGCCCCAAACGGCCACACCUUCAAUUACCGAAGCGCAACCGUCCACGGCACCUGCCACCGCGUGCGUGCGCGCCCGGCCAAGCAGCGCAUCAUGCACGAAGUCACGAACCACAUCGUGCACAACCGGUGGGAGGACGUUAACCCCAUCGCCUCUUUCCAAGUCUCCCUCGUCUUCGUCAUCCGCGUCGAGAUCGACAAGCUGAGUCUGAAGUUUCGUGAAGGACCGCCGGGGAUCCAGCCACGGGAUGUGGAGAAAGACGGGCCGGAUAGGGAGGGGGACGUGUGGACGGGCAUCGUGCCGCUGUAUGAGCACCUGGGGGAGCCGGUGGAGAGCGGGUUGACGCCUGGGGUUGCGGUGCCUGAAGGUUUGAAGAGGUUUAUUGGGGAGAGGAAUCAGCGACAGAGCGAGCAUGCGGUGGAGGUUGCGAAAUGAACAUAUGAUACAGUGCCUUGUCAUAGAUAUCUUUACACUUUCCUGCGAUGGUCUGUGGGGCUCUAACGUACUAAUAGAAGUCGGG